This is a messenger RNA of Zootoca vivipara (common lizard), 9562 nucleotides long. The record is from RefSeq and is a predicted model, not a curated record. Lineage: Eukaryota; Metazoa; Chordata; Lepidosauria; Squamata; Lacertidae.
CCUAUCCAUUCUUAAGGAAAUCAGCCCUGAGUGCUCCCUGGAAGGACAGAUCGUGAAGCUGAGGCUCCAAUACUUUGGCCACCUCAUGAGAAGAGAAGAAUCCUUGGAAAAGACCCUGAUGUUGGGAAAGAUUGAGGGCACUAGGAGAAGGGGACGACAGAGGACAAGAUGGUUGGACAGUGUUCUCGAAGCUACGAACAUGAGUUUGACCAAACUGCGGGAGGCAGUGCAAGACAGGAGUGCCUGGCGUGCUAUGGUCCAUGGGGUCACGAAGAGUCGGACACGACUAAACGACUAAACAACAACAACAAAUCCUAGAUAAAUAGGAUCUAUCUGAAUAGGUAAUGGGAUUAAAAACACAAUGCUAAACUCUUUUACUUGGAAAUAAGUACGAAUGAGUUCAGAGAGGCUUACUCCCCUGCAAGUGUUCAUUGGAUUGCUGUUAAACUACAAAACUGCACAUCUUUCUUUCAUGAAACAAAACAAAAUAAUAAUAAUGCUGAGUAUACUAUGACAAUUGGUGCUCCCAUCAGAGAAAGCACAGAUUUUGUUGUAGAAGAAAUCAACAUUCUCUUAUAAAUUGCACUUAAUAUUCUGUUUGGGCACCUAUUUGACUAAAAGAAUAAAAUGAAACAAAACAAAACCUAAAACCAUUUAGUGUAGGCCUGGAAAUGCAGGCAUAAAAGGAAAUCCUCACCAGGUGAUUAAUUUAUUAUUGUAAGUGGUUGUACUGUUAUUUGUAAAUUAAGGGACAGCAACAAGGAGGAAGCGAGAUAAAGCACAGUGUCUUGGUUCAUGAGCAGUAACAAGUAGGAACGCAUUAAAUAAUGCGGUAAUUAUUUUUGAAAAAAUAGACAUUAUUUUACUAUCUCAAAAGUUACUGGAAAUGUACACACAUGAAUAAGACCAAACAAUACAAAGACCAAACAAUACAUGUAAAAACAUUCUUUGGAAACUUUGAUUACAUUAUCAGAAAUUGUACCAUACUCUUUUUCAGGACGGCAUUGGAAUGAGGCCCAAAGAGCAAAUGGUUUAUGUGAAUUCAUAAUGUGGCCUUGAGAACACUUGGUGCUCAGUUUUCAGGAACUGAAACAUCUGAAUGACCUAACAAUCACUACACCACUUCACUGGAGUAAGAAUGUCUUCCUGAGCUUCGUCCAGUUAUAUCCCGAAACCUGAAACCCCCUUUCUAGAAGUUAACAGAAGUGAUAAUAUUUUAUGUCUCAGUGUUUAUUCUUGAGAUGGGACAUCAUGUCAGCUUUGACUUUAAAGUAAAAUCUCUCACCAAGCAGCAUACCAAUUUAACCUCAAGUAAAUUUGAUUUAACAACAUGCUACAAAGAGGUCAAUGGUGAAUGAACAUCCAGAUGAAAUAUGAGUAACAACAGAAGCAAUGGGGGGAAAGCUUUGCUACAGAGUCUUUUCAUGGCUCUCUUGGUAUAUUACUCUGAAUAAUUUCAUCAGAUUUCCUUCCUACUCUGUUUCAGGCAGUGGUAGAAUACACCUAGUGAUUAGAACACUUGAAUUUUAUCUAAUAUUCUGAGAUUCUGAGCAGCAUCAAAUCACAAAAUACUACAUAAACCUCAGCAAGGGCAUUGCCAACCGCUGAGCUGAGGGGGCACAAUAUAAUGAUGAAUUAAAAAAGAAUAAUGAAUUAAAAAGGAAUUGUUGUGAAAAUAAGACUGGGGGGGGCACAAAAUUUUGUCCUCACUCAGGGAGCUGUAUCACCAAAGUUUGUCCCAGCAGGUAACCUUGUGUGCAGCUUUGUGGGGAGCCAAUGAACUGUGAUAUGGAGCAUCUGCCUAGAACAGGGGUUGUCAACUUGCUGCCCAUAGUCACCAGUACUCCCUCUGGCAUCCGUGGAAAGUUUCAGCAAAUAUCCACUCAGAAAUCCACCAUAUAUGAGAUUUGGGAGACCAUCUGCACCAUUUUCAUCUCUUUUUAUGCUGUUUUCAAUGUGGAAGUCACACACAACACAGCAGCCAUUUUGUGCCAGGUGCCAAUAGCAGUAUCUCAAAAUUCCAAGUGUGCCCACUGCCAGGGAGCUGAAAAACAUGCUACUAUUUUCCAGUCUCAGCUCCAUAGGUAGGACCAUAACCACUCUAACAAAGUGUCCCCACACAGCUGGUCCAGGAGUAUCUCAUAGUCAGUGGUAACAAAAGGUGCAGGGAAGGAGAAGAUGGAAUAAGGUUGCAUGCUGCUGAUCCCAUUCUAAAUAAAAGGGAAUCCAUCAGGAUAAGCAAAGCUUUCAGUUCCCUGACCAAGCCUGAAACCAAACUGGAAUGAGUCUAGAUCAGGCAUCCCCAAACUGCGGCCCUCCAGAUGUUUUGGCCUACAACACCCAUGAUCCCUAGCUAACAGGACCAGUGGUUGGGGAAGAUGGGAAUUGUAGUCCAAAACAUCUGGAGGGCCAAAGUUUGGGUGUGCCUGGUCUAGAUAAUCCAUAUUAUCUACAGAAGUCUGCAGUUGCCCCACCUUGACAAUCUCCACCAACUUCAAUAAAAGGGGUGGGGUCUCACAGGCAAAGCACCAUGUGCAGACCCUCUAAGCCCACCCCAGUAUCAAGUCUGGACUGGUGCAUAGCUGUCAAGUUUUCCCUUUUCUCGCGAGGAAGCCUAUUCAGCAUAAGGGAAUUUCCCUUUAAAAAAGGGAGAACUUGACAGCUAUGGACUGGUGCUAUCUGGGUGGGCACAUCUGGGUUAGGGUAGAUGCACGUAGUUUACCCCCUGAGGUUUCACCAGUUCAGUUCUUUCUUCAUUCAUGCGGAUCACCAUGGCCUGACCUGAUGUUACGUAAUAGCACUGCCAGCUCUGUGGAUAAACAAAUAGGUUUUUCAAUACUGGGAGAGUGAAUGGCUAAUAAUUGUAGGAGAUGCCACCUACCUUCCUGAGGCAGCACGAGAAGAACAGCUUGUUGUUGUUUAUGUGAAGAUGGCUGACUGCUGUUAGAGGCUCUGACCUUGAUUGUGUUCUACAUUAAAAUAAAUGGUUAAGUCCUGUUAGAAAGUAGCAGUAUAUGUUCUUCCUGGAAGCCUGAAAGCUCCUCUGACUUUCUACCACAGCAGCUACAUAAGUGAUGCUUCAAAGAAGUAUUUCAAAGGACAAUGCCAUAAAUGUUUGCAAUAGAAAGCUAAAAUGGAGGAAGAAAAACAGAAGCUUAGUAAGAAUUUCUUCCUGUGCUUUAGUUCCCGUUUUGCUUCUUGCACUUUAGCUUUUUCUUGCUGUUCCAACAGAAUGACAUACACGUUAGAAUUAUAUUUUGACUAUGCCCCCAAAUGUUUGACAUUUUAAAUGUUAACCUGCACAGUAAUCAACGCAGGGCAUUUUAUUUGUCAAAAUACCUACCUUAAACUUCAAAGGUUUUACCUCUAAAUACUGAAGCAAUCAGUGUACACAUUAAAUAAAGGUCAAAAGCUAAGUUUACCAUAGGCAUUUAUAUUGCACCAUAAAUUCAUUUCACAAACUAUGAUAUACAUUAGGUGGUUAACCUGGGGCACUGGAUCUUGCAGUUCUUGCAAAACAAAUGGAAACAGUUUAUUGAGGGAAAGGUAGUGGAAAACUUCUUUGCAGUUGUCAGCUGUGUUGAGAUGUAUGAAGAGGAAGUAAAAGUAGAACAUAUCUUUUCAACACAGUUUAAAUGGCAGCAAAAGAAAAUGCCAUUUGUGUCAUAAAACAAUUAAAUGUUGCAUGACAUUUUGUAGAAGGCAAGGUUCAUCAUGAUAAAUUCAGUGUAAUAGGAAUCCACAGAACUCUACAAAGGUCAUUGGGUAUAGUCAACUCUCUGCACUGACAGGCUUCCAUGGACUUAAAUAAUCUACGAUCAAAUUCAAAUGUUUUGUUUUCAACACAACUGCUGCCCCAAACCACAGCCCCUUGAGUAGGGAUCUACUGUAUAUGCUUCCUAGAAUGGUUAGAUGUUAUUGCUUCAGAGGCUACCAGAUUUGGCUUUGGAGUUAUUAUACUUUGUCCAAACAUCAUCAGAACCAUUGUGUUGUAGUGGAUAGACUCAGACUGGAGAGUGUUGGAAUGUGUUAGAUUCAAGGUCAGCCAAGCUCACUGGGUGACUUUGAGCAAAUCAUUCCCUUUUAUCCUGACUUAACCAGUUUCACAGGUUAGUUGUGUGAAGUUAAAAUGUAGAUAGGGGAUAGGGUUAGGGUAAAUUGUGGGAUAAACUAUGUGAUCAUUAAUAUGUUAGAACCCUUCAUAUGAUGCAACUCCACAUGUGAGCAAUACCCUUAAAUAACAUUGCUAGCCUCAGUGACGUUGCAAUGAAAAAUCUCCAAUUACUCUGCAGUAUUCUUUGGCAUGUAUUGAAAUUAGAAUACCGUAUACUGCUUGCUGUUACAUCUUUCUACAUAUCAAAUGAACUGCCCAAGCUGCAUCACUACUAAUGGAUGGGUGCCCUGCUCACGUCAAUGCUGAUCUUGUGCUGCUAUUUAAUGAAGACUAGCUUAUGAAAAAUUUAUUCCAGAGUGCUCAGUUUAUUGUUGAAAUGCAUACAAAGCUAGGUUGUAAGGAGCAGCUUUUUUAAAAAAAGUUUUCUACAAGUAGUUUACUUUUCAUUUAAGCUCUUAAUGGAAUACAGCCAUUUACUUCAGCUGUUCAAAGGCACGGGUUGAUGAAACAUACUAAAUAAGGAACAGUGAAGACAACAGGAACAGUGUAGGUUACAAAAUUUGAAGCAGAGUUGAAAGCUAUGUCAAGAUAUUUUCAAACUGCAAAAUAAGAUCAUCAUGAAGAGGAGAAACCAGAGUUCAAAAGAACAUCAGAAACCAAAAAAGGGGAGGGGAGAUAAAAGUCACAAUUUUUGUAAACCGCUUUGAGUUUUUGUUUUGUUUUUUACAAUCAAGCAGUGUAUGAAUUUUAUGAAAUAAAUUAAAAAUAUGUUUUUCAGCCAUCAAGUUCUGCAGCAUUACCUAGUUUCCUUGUCCAUUAAUCAGAAUCUAUUGACAGCUCCAGUUCUCCAUCACAACCAGCAAGGGAGGAAGCAAAAACUUGCAAGCAGCCAUAAACUGGAGGAUUGGCUUUCCAAGGCUUCUAUGGUAGUACAGCACAUGGAACUUUCCCUAACAGUGUGGUAUUAGUCCUCAGAAUGUCUGCAUGCUAUUAGAAACUGAUAAAGAUUUGGCUCCUUUUCAAGCUGCUGAAAAGCUUAAGAUCAAUAUCUUAUGGUUUAUCUGAAGGUGAUUAAAACAAAUAAGCCUUAUGCAGCACUUUUUAUUGAUCUCCUUCAGGCCCUUCAAUCAACAUCACUGAGAAAACGGUUAAGAGCUUGUGAGAUACAUUAAUAUUCUGGAAAGACAAUGUUAUUGUUAAAGAGUUCAGUCAGUGGCAAGAUCUCCUAUUUCCAUAGCGGAAUGGCAGGCUGUUCUUUGUUGCUCUCCUUGCAUUUGAUUUGAGUGGGAUCACAACUGUGAAAGUGUCAUUGGCAGUUGGGUAAACAGAAUUUUGCUUCAAGAGCUAACAGACAUCUAAUUACUUCAGGUAGCAAAUCUGCCCUUGAAACCAGUGUGUUGUGAUGUGUGAUUUGGAGAAUGUGGAGAGAGACAAUAUUUUCUCUGCACUCUUGUAAUGGUAGAAUUCAGGGUUACACAAGGACUGCUUGCUUCUUCCCCUGAUGUGCAGUGAUUGUGGUCCGAUGCAGGUCACAGUGACUCUGGGGGUGGGGUGGGGGUGCUGGUUUCCUGUGGGACCAGGAAGGAUAUUAUUUCCUCCUCCAGUGGUCACAGGGGCUUCCACUGACUCAUCCAUGGUUCUGACUAAUCAAAUACCUCAAUAUGGUAUAUGUCAGGAAGAUGAUGGAUGACUGAUGAAGAACCCUGCAUGACAGGCAGGGAAGAGAAGAACUCCCAGGCUGGGGGGCUGGAAGUAGAAUGACCACCCCUAAUAUCAAAUGAGGGGGAACUUUUGUGUGGUCGCACGCAGCCCCCUGGAUCCCAGUGUGGCUCCUGGUAGUUUGCACUGGCUUCAUCCUCCACAGGCUGGAUACUUGGGGUCUCUGUCUACCUCAGUCAACUGCCCAAUCCUGCCUGGGGAGGCAUUGCCAGGGGAUUGGCCAGGUAAGGGGAGGGACCACCCUAGAAGCUUCCACGUUGAGAGCUGGAAAGGUCCUCCCCCUUUUGUGUGAGACAAGAGUUAAGAUCUACCCCUGAUAGUGGGCUCUGUAUAUUAUUCUUUUCUCUCUCUCUUUCUUUUCCCUCCUUUUUUUUUCUUUCUUUCUUGUCCCCCCCCUUUCAUUCUAUAUUUUUUUUAGAUUUGUUUGGAGGCAACUCAACGGAGAUCACGGACUACCAGGUAUUCCAGUUGCCCCAUCCCAGCACAGAGAAAAUUUAUAUAGAGGUACAGAUAGAGGGAGCCCCAUGCCGCAUGGAGCUGGACACGGGUUCAACUCUAUCCAUAAUCUCGGCCCGAACAUUAAGGGAACUGUGCCCUAAUGGGGGUCCCAAACUAAGGCCGGCCCCAUUCACCCUCCGGGACUUCCAGAAACGUAAGGUCCCUACUAUGGGGGUGGGGACCUUCAGGGUGCAAUAUCGAGGGCGAAAGCAACAAUUGGACUUGCUGGUAGUUAAGGGCCCCUACGUUAGCUUACUGGGACUGGCAUGGUUUGGACCUCUGGGGCUAGCCGUUACCGGGGUGAACCGCACUAGCUUACAAGUGGACGUGGACGCCAUAUGCAAAGAGUUUCCAGGGGUUUUCGAUGGGGCAUUGGGACGAUAUACAGGACCCCCCAUUGCCCUACAGCUAGACCCCGCUGUACGACCCAUCAGACACAAGGCCCGCCGGGUCCCGUUCGCCCUGAAACCCCGCAUAGACGAGGAAUUGGACCGGCUCGUGGAGCAAGGAGUGCUGGAGCCGGUGCCCAACGCCCCCUGGGAAACUCCAAUUGUCACACCCGUCAAGCCUAACGGUUCGGUCCGCAUCUGUGCAGACUACAAAUGCACCAUAAACAAGGCUCUCACGGCCCAUGCAUACCCAGUGCCAGUGGUCAGCCAUGUCCUCGCCACCCUGGCUGGGUCAAAAAUCUUUGGCAAACUGGACUUGGCCCAAGCGUAUCAACAGUUGCCUGUGGACGAAGCCACAGCAGAGGCUCAGACGAUUGUGACGCACAGAGGGGCAUUCAGAGUAAAGCGGCUGCAAUUUGGCGUUAGCGUGGCACCAGGCAUAUUCCAGAAUCUAAUGGACUCUCUCCUCAAAGGGAUUCCUGGCGUCACCCCCUUCUUCGAUGAUGUACUGAUCGCCGGGCCCACACCAGAGGAAUUUGAGGACCGCCUCCGCUCCGUCCUGCACCGUUUCCAGACGGCGGGCCUCAAGGUGAAGCGGGAAAAGUGUUUACUGGGAGUGCCGCAGGUGGACUUUCUGGGAUUUAAGGUGGACGCAGAAGGGGUCCAUCCAACCGGUGACAAGGUACGGGCCAUUUGUGAGGCCCCAGCGCCCAAGAGCAAGCCCGAACUUCAGUCAUUCUUGGGACUAUUGAACUUUUACCAUGCCUUCCUUCCACAUAAGGCAGCGGUAGCGGAGCCCCUACACAGACUCCUAGAUAAAAGGGCCCCUUGGGUGUGGGGCCAGCGACAAAGGGCCGCAUUCCAGGCAGUCAAGGACUUGCUCGUCUCGAACUCGGUCUUAGCACACUUCGACGAGAGGCUGCCAGUGGUGCUGGCAUGCGACGCCUCUCCCUAUGGCAUCGGCGCUGUCCUGGGACACCAACUCCCGGAUGGAAGAGAGGUGCCGGUGGCAUACUUCUCCCAGACGCUUGCUGCAGCCGAACGAAACUACUCACAGAUUGACAAGGAGGGUCUGGCAAUCGUGAAGGGCGUAAAAAAAUUCCAUGAUUUCUUGUACGGGCGGCCCUUUACCAUAGUGACUGACCACAAGCCGUUGCUUGGCCUGUUUGCCCCUGAGAAGCAGACCCCCCAAGUGUUGUCUCCACGUGUCCUCAGGUGGUCAAUUUUCCUUGCCGGCUACCAGUAUGCACUAAUCCACCGCCCUGGGAAGGCGAUGGGCCACGCAGACGCCCUCAGCAGGCUACCACUACCAGAAACAGGCCCCGACCCAGCGCCUGCACAAGAGGUUAUGACCCUGGAGCUGCUUCCCGACCGACCCAUUCAGGCACAAGAAGUUGCGCACCAUUCCACAAAAGAUAGGGUCAUCUCCCGGGUCCUGGACUGGGUGUGGCGAGGAUGGCCCAGCAGCAGCCCCGGGCCAGAAUUCGCUGGCUACACAAACCGCAAACAUGAACUGUCGGCCCACAAGGGGUGCCUGUUAUGGGGAAGCAGGGUUGUUGUUCCCCAGCCCCUCCGCAAAAGGGUCCUCACAGCCCUACACGAGACACACCCAGGGGUAGUGAGGAUGAAGGCCCUUGCCAGGAGUUAUGUGUGGUGGCCGGGGAUUGACAGAGAGAUAGAGGCCUGGGUCCAACACUGCCAGACCUGCCAAGAAUCCCGCCCGGAUCCCCCAAGGGCCCCAGUCCAGCCCUGGGAGUCCGCCCGACAUCCAUGGUCACGCUUGCACGUGGACUUCGCUGGCCCCUUCCAGGGAAAAACAUUCUUCAUAGUGGUGGAUUCCUACACCAAAUGGCUGGAGGUCGCACUGGUACCAUCCACUUCUACGGCGGCAGCCAUCAGGGUACUACGUAAGCUGUUUGCGACCCACGGGCUCCCUGACACCCUCGUCUCGGACAAUGGAACCGCAUUCACGUCAGAGGAGUUCCAGACCUUCACAGCGCAGAACGCCAUCCGCCACAUCCGCUCAGCACCAUUCCACCCUGCCACCAAUGGCCAAGCGGAGCGCAUGGUGCGGACCACCAAGGACAGCCUCCGCCGCAUGACACAAGGGGACUGGGAAUACCGCCUUGCCACAUUUCUUCUAGCACAGCACAGCACCCCAAGCACAACGACGGGCCGGAGCCCAGCUGAAUUACUAAUGGGCCGGCGCCUUGCAACUAGACUGGACCGACUUCACCCCGACAGAGCUCAGGAUGAGGUAGUGGUGGGGAAAGGCAGGAACCCCCGGACAUUUGUGGCCCAGGACCCAGUGUAUGCAAAGAAUUUUGGGGCAGGCCCAGCAUGGGUACCCGCCACAGUCACCAAGGUGACCGGUCCCGUGUCGUACGAGGUACUAACGGAAGGGGGGCAAUGUUGGCGCCGCCACUGCGACCAGCUACGGCGACGAUUCCCAGGAGGAACCCGGGAGGAGAGCGGGACAGAGGGGUCCCAAGGGGACAGCAGGGCAGUGAGGCCUGUAGAGCGAGAGGGGUGGGCAGGGGAAGCAGAAGCAGUAGGCACAGAGGGGCGCCCCGAGGCUGGAAGGACACCGGAACCAGAGCUACAACCUAGUGGUUCAGUGGCGCCAGACCAGACAGCCCCGGCACAGCCAGCAGCCUCGGAACACGAGCCAGAACCAGAACCCCUGACCAAGGAACACCCCAGGCCACAACGCACACGGAGGCGGCCAGCAGACCUUGGGGACUACGAAUGCAACUUCCCGGGCAGGACUGGAACUUAGAGGGGAGGGGUGUUAUGUACUGAGCUGAAUCCUAGAACAAUAGGAUUCAGAAUCAGCGGGAGC